GUAAUGAAACAUGUUACUGCCGGAUGCCAGCUGCCGUAAAACACCGAAGAAGAAGCAGUCAUUGCAGCCCGCGAAACAAGCCAUUACGCGCACAGACCGAGUGGAGAUUCCUGAGCUACAUACACCCCAAAGGCUCUUUUCAGAGCCAUACCCAAUGUCUUUGUCCUUCAGCUACACACACCCCAAAUGCUCUUAGCCAUAUUACCCAGAGUCUUUGGCUUUAUUUUGCAUUGUCCGCCACUGCCUCCAGAGUUUUUUUCCUGGCAUCUCGUUUCGAGCUGCAGUAAUGAAAUGGAGUAAAGAUGCAACAGAGGAGAUAAGAAAACAUACUUCGGACCAUCUUAAGCAUGCACCAUCAAGAAAUGGAGGGGAGACACAUAAUGAAUAUUAAAAAGCCAUAUAGAUUUUUGUUUAUGAUUUGUUUUUAUGUUACCUUUUAAAAGGCAAAUUUAUACCCACUAAUUAUUAUAUACGUACACACACGCUGUCACACCCGUCAGCUGGAGUGUCCUUGUGCUUCACCAAAGGGCACAUCCCACAUCAUAGCACACUACAUUGCCCAUAAUCCUUUGCUAGACUCAAACAUGUUCACCUGUUUCCCAUUAGCCUUGCCAACUCCACUGCCCUGUGCAGUUCAGCUCCAACCCUAUUUAAAAACACCUGUCUGUUAUUUUUCUAGUAAUUAUGAUUAUCUUGAUUAGCUGGCUCAGGUUUGUUUGGGUUGGAACUGAACUCUGCAGGACAGAAGAUCUCCAGGAGAAGGAUUGGGCACCCCUGGUCUAGUUAAACCCCUUGUUUUCAUUCAUUGUUGGCGAAGUCUUGUUUAGUGUUAACACUGUAUUUCUGAGUAUUGUUGCCUGUUGGAUUAUCAUGUAAUACCUUGGAUUGUAUUUUUUUUGUCUUUUGAACCUCUGCUGCCUGACAUUUGAACUUUCUAUAGACGUCCUAUGGACAUCAAUAUUGGACGUCCAGAAGAUGUCAGAAAAACUUUCAUUCUGGCUCCUCAGGGGGCGUAUUUUCAACAUUCGACAAAGACGUUGAAAAGACGUACUUUUGCUCAGUGGGAUGUACAGUUUUGUUGGGUUCCUGCGCAUAUGUUGGCGUGAAGGGCAAUGAGAAGGCAGAUGAGAUUGCAAAGAGAGCGUUGAAAUUAAAUGAGAAUGAAAUCAUGAAAGUUACAUUUGGAAAAGGCGAGGCCAAAUCAUGAAUAAAUAGGCAGUGAGGGAUUUGUGGCAGAAGAAGUGGGACACAGAUAACAAAGGAAGACACUAAUAUAACAUACAAGAGUCAAUCACGGUGAAAACACAAAGGGAAGUGUAGAAAAGAGGACGUGGUUCUUGCAAGGUUAAGACUUGGACAUACAGGAUUAAAGUCAACUUUGUAUUUAAUGACAAAAUGCGAUUCUGAUAAAAAUGACGGUUGUAAUGUAGCAGAAAAUGUAGAGCAUGUCAUUUUGUGGUGCAAUAAAUAUAAUGCAGAGAGGAUCGUUUUACGUGACAAGAUGUAUGAAUUAAAACAAGGAUAGAAUUUGGAAGGGAUUUUAGGAAGGAAUGAGGGACUGUUGUAAGGCUCUAUUUCGUUUUCUAAGAAAUACAGGAUUACAUCAGAAAAUAUAGGUAGGGUAUAAUUUAAAAAGGAAAGGAAAUAAAGAGGAAGAAGGAAAGAAAAGAAAAGAAGGAAAAGUGAAGGAAGAAAUGAAAGAAAAGAAGAAAAAUAGAAACAUAUAAAGCUUAUUAUUAUUAUUUAUAUUUAUAAUUUUGUUUUUAAUAAAGAAUCUAAAACCCUGAUGUUACACACUCCUGUACAGUAGGUGGCGGUAUGCACCUAUAAAUGCUGGUGGGCUUUCGUUUACAGACAUGCCGGGGCGGUGUAUGCACGUGUGCGUGCUUGAUUAAAACACCACACACAUCAAUCAAUUGUCUCACGCAUGCAGUCUUGUUUACUGAUCAUCUUUACUAAUAACAUGAAGACGAUCUAUUUACUCUUUAUUACCAUCAACGGUGUGUUUGGUGAUGAGACUGAGAGAGUGUCAGUGAAUGAUGGAGAUUCUGUGACUCUACACACUCAUUUUACUGAACUAAAGGGAGUUGAUCCGAUAGUGUGGAGGUUUAAUGGCUCUCGCAUAGCUAGAAUCAACAAAGCAGUCAACAGUGAUCCAGUUUAUGACCCUGAUGAGAGAUUUACUGACAGACUGAAGAUGAACCCUCAGACUGGAGAUCUCACCAUCACAGACAUCACAUCUGAACUCACUGGACUUUAUCAACUAGAGAUCGAUGGAAAGAACCAUCCAAAGUCAUUCAGUGUCAGUUUGUCUCCUGAAGUGAAGAUAGUGAAAGAGAGAGAUUCUGUCACUCUACACAUUGAUGUUACUGAUGAACAGAGAAAUGACCAGAUACACUGGAAGAUCAAACACAACAAUUCUCCUGUAGCUGAAAUCAUUAUAGUGAAUGGAAAGAUCUCAACACAUUUGAUUGAUGAGAGAUUCAGAGACAGACUGAAGCUGGAUGAUCAGACUGGAUCUCUCACCAUCACACACAUGAAGAAUGAAGACUCUGGACCGUAUGAAGCAGACGUCACCAUCGGACACACACACACUAUACACAAGACAUUCAGUGUCACUGACUCAGCUGGAGGCGUGUCUUCAGUGUCUUCAGGUGUUGUAGCAGGAUCAUGUGUUGGUGGUCUGCUGGUUAUCGCUGCUGUUAUUGUUGCUGGUGUGUUCUAACAUCAUCACAGAUCGUCUAGAACAAGCACACAAGAGGGUUCCAACAGGUGAAGUGAGUUAGAGGAACAAGCGAUAAAUGAGAAAUCUGUUGGCAGCAGUGAUGCGUCUUCAGUCUGACGCUAGGAUGCUGUUCAGAUGCUCAGCAAGCUCACCCUCCAUCUGCCACAGCGGCAGGGAUCACACCAGCCCCCACCUAGGUUACAAACAUUUCAGUAGAAAUUUCCAUUGUUCUCAGUACCAAAGAAGUACAGUAGAGCAGGCUAUUUGAACAAGUACACAGUAGGAAAGUUUUAAAGGUGUCGUGGCUUUUUAAAAAAUGUUAUACUGUUAUCUAAGGUCAACUCUUAUGAAAUAUGGAGGUUUUUACAUUCAGAAACAUCCAAAUAAAUAAGCAAUAGGCUAUUUUUGAGGCCGGCUCGAGAAACGCUCGGUUUUUAUGGGCGGGCCGCAUUGAAGACUUGGAAGUAAACGCCCACUGCUAUGAUUGGAUAACAGUACUGGUGGACACGCACUGGAGGUUACACAUAAUCAGGACAUAUCAAGCGAUCUCGAACAAAGCAAUAGUGACGCAUAGUACAAAUAUCUUUUACUCACACAAUAUUGCUGCGCCAUUCCUGUCAGAUCCAAUAUUGAUGGCACUGCAUUGCUUUUUAAUCUCAGUCUCUCUGCAAAUCCAGCGUUUACCUGUGCCUUGUUUACAAAGAAACCGGUGAAAUGAAGCAAACAAGUUAAAAUUGAUUUCUUAUUCACGACACCUUUAAAAGUACGCAAACUGAAAGCAUUAACAGUCGAGGAGGAGAAAUAGAUUUGUAUUUGUACAUUUAUAUUUGAAUUCCUUUGAAUACUUGAACUGCCUUACACUAUGCAGUCUCUUUGAAUGUUGCAUAACCACAACAGCAUUAUAUAGCAUGACAAGAACAUGAAGGAAACAUGCAUUAAUUAGGAAAAUGUAUGUAAGAAAAUAUGAAUAUGUCGUGGAAAACAACACGUGUGUGUUAAUUUAUAGACAUUCCAUGCUUGAAGUGUGGGGCUUUGCGCAGCGAUCGUAGACAGACCUUCAUCUCAAACACGGGGGGAAAGCCCUGGGAAGAUCAAUAAUACCAGAAUGACAAUCUGAGUUGAGAAACAUGUUGUUUCUGGUGUUUGUCUAUUUAAAUGUAAAUGAGCUGCUAGUCUCCGCCCCCUUUCCAGCAGAACACUCUGGGCUCUGAGACUGUAAUGACAAAACCAGAAAGAAGGGUCACAUAAAGCAAAAGAAAAACACUGCGCCUUGCCUUUAAUCGCCCAACACAUUGCUUUAUUUUAAUGAAAGUACUCAUGACAAAUGGGUGUUUACAAACCAUAUACGUUGCUUCCUUUAAGUCAUAUCAUGGCUGUGAUUAGGUCAGAGGCCAAAAGACUUGAAUGUAAUAUCACAGUCAUGUUGGUGCUGGUAUUACUAGGCCACAGUGCUGCCUUUGACACCUUGUGAAUCUGUUAAUGAUUGUAUGUUGUCAGGUACAGUUGUGUGUUUUUUUAAUAGACUGUGCCAUUGACUGACUGAAACCUGGUCGGUCUCGAAGCUUGAAACCUUCCAAUGACUCAUUUGCCAUGUAAUGAAAAUUGAAACUGCUGGGUGACACCGUUUCAGACCAUAACAAACUGACUGUUUUCUCUUUACAGCUUUUCUAAACUGGCGGACUUGCCAGAAACCUUACUAAAAACAAAAAUGCCAAGUAUUGAGCACUUUCGCAUUUGACUGCACACCGACUGCACUUAAUCCAAAAGGGAAUUCAGAAAAUUAAGCUAGCUGCCCCGAUGUUAUUUCAUAUAACAGAUGUUUUCAUAACGUCCACAACGCGGAAUAAUAACUUUAUUUACAAAAAAUAGGCCAGUUCAAUAGAUUACAUACACUGCUACCUAGAUAAUCAAUAACGGUUUUUGUGUGAUAUUUAAAAAAACGGUCCUAUAAUAAUUGGUGUCAAAGUGUUAUUAACAUUCCAGCAAGUAUGAAGCAUUUCGAGCCAUCUGUUUAUAUUUUUGUAAGCUUUUUUUGUGCAUCUCAUGGUAGAUAAAUGAAAUGCACUUUAUGAAAUUCCAUGUUUAAAGUCAUCUGCACAUUGUACAAAUGUAAAUGGUUAUUAUUUAAAGUGUGUUUUAAUAAAGUGCAUUUUAACUAAUAUAAUUUGGCUGUGAUUGUGUGUUUUCUUAUAUUCGAGUAUAUCAGAGCGUUACCCGUUCCAAGACAUUUGUAGGCCUUUAGGAAAACUUUAAGUAACAUUAUU
Molecule: messenger RNA, 4989 nt
Organism: Triplophysa rosa
Lineage: Eukaryota; Metazoa; Chordata; Actinopteri; Cypriniformes; Nemacheilidae
Exons: 10
Coding region: 1928-2725 (265 amino acids)
Source: RefSeq, a predicted model, not a curated record